CUUAGUCUUCUCUCUCUCUCUCUCUCUCUCUGUCUCUACACUGCUGUAGCUGGACCUCUUUGCCUUCGCAGCCUCUGAGCGUCUGUACACCCCCAAUGGCUAAAACUGCAAUGGCCUACAAAGAAAAGAUGAAGGAGCUGUCCAUGCUGUCUUUGAUCUGCUCCUGUUUUUACCCUGAACCUCGCAACAUGAACAUAUACACAUAUGACGAUAUGGAAGUUAAACAGAUCAACAAACGUGCCUCUGGCCAAGCUUUUGAGCUGAUCUUGAAGCCACCUUCUCCAGUCUCAGAAGCACCACGAACUUUAGCUUCUCCAAAGAAGAAAGAUUUGUCCCUUGAGGAGAUCCAGAAAAAGCUAGAAGCUGCAGAGGAAAGGAGAAAGUCCCAGGAGGCCCAGGUGCUGAAACAACUGGCAGAAAAGAGAGAACAUGAACGAGAGGUCCUUCAGAAGGCUUUGGAGGAAAACAAUAAUUUCAGCAAAAUGGCAGAGGAAAAACUGGUACUGAAAAUGGAACAGAUCAAAGAAAACCGUGAAGCUAACCUAGCUGCUCUUAUUGAACGCCUCCAGGAGAAGGAGAGGCAUGCUGCAGAGGUUCGCAGAAACAAGGAGCUCCAGGUGGAACUGUCUGGCUGAGCCCAGCAGUGGAGAGGGUGGGAUAACUCCCCAUCGCUCCCCAAACUCCCCUGCCUAUAUUAAUACAGAUCAUGAGAUAUUAGU
Molecule: messenger RNA, 719 nt
Organism: Rhineura floridana
Lineage: Eukaryota; Metazoa; Chordata; Lepidosauria; Squamata; Rhineuridae
Gene: STMN2
Product: stathmin 2
Exons: 5
Coding region: 96-635 (179 amino acids)
Biological process (GO): neuron projection development; regulation of microtubule polymerization or depolymerization; microtubule depolymerization
Cellular component (GO): growth cone; neuron projection; cytoplasm
Molecular function (GO): tubulin binding
Source: RefSeq, a predicted model, not a curated record